This is a messenger RNA of Fusarium subglutinans, 1281 nucleotides long. RefSeq names its product aminotransferase. Gene Ontology annotation, biological process: biosynthetic process. NCBI's taxonomy places the organism in Eukaryota, Fungi, Ascomycota, Sordariomycetes, Hypocreales, Nectriaceae. Gene Ontology annotation, molecular function: L-kynurenine:2-oxoglutarate transaminase activity; pyridoxal phosphate binding. Gene Ontology annotation, cellular component: mitochondrion; cytoplasm. Bases 1 to 1281 code for a protein of 426 amino acids. The record is from RefSeq and is a predicted model, not a curated record. The transcript has 5 exons.
AUGAGUAGCCAGACUCAAAAGCUCAAGCCCGCGGCUCGAGUCCAAGGCCAGAAGAAGGAUGUUUGGUCCAUGAUCAAUGAGGCCGCUGCGUCUUCACCAAUCCAGCCUAUUGUGAAUUUGGGUCAGGGUUUCUUUGGUUACAACCCUCCCGACUUCAUCCUCAACGCUGCCAAGGAGGCUUUGGAUCGUGUUGAGUGCAAUCAGUAUGCGCCUGCUAAGGGACGACCGCGGUUGAGGAAGGCCCUUGCGGAUGCGUAUUCACCGUUGUGGAGUCGUCAGUUGGACCCUGAGACUGAUAUCAUCGUCACCACUGGUGCCAAUGAGGGUAUGCUGAGUGCGUUCAUGGGUUUUAUCGAGCCUGGUGAUGAGGUUAUUGUGUUUGAGCCAUUCUUUGAUCAAUACAUUAGCAACAUCCAAAUGCCCGGCGGCAAGGUCGUCUAUGUUCCCCUUCAUCCUCCUGAAACAGGAGCUACAAAGAACUCUUCUGCCGCAGACUGGACAAUUGACUUUGACGAGCUCGAGAAGGCCUUCACACCCCGCACCAAGAUGAUUGUCAUCAACACUCCCCACAACCCUGUAGGCAAGGUCUUCCACAAGGACGAAUUGCAAAAGAUUGCCGAUCUGGCUGUCAAGCACCAGGUUAUUAUUCUCUCAGAUGAGGUUUAUGACCGUCUUUUCUACGUACCGUUUACGCGAAUUGCCAACCUUUCUCCUGAGGUGGAGAAGCUCACUCUUACGGUUGGAUCUGCUGGAAAGAACUUUUAUGCCACUGGCUGGCGUGUUGGUUGGUUGAUUGGCCCCCCAGAGCUGAUCCAGCACGUCACUGCCGCUCAUACCCGUAUCUGCUUCUCGACACCCGCCCCCUUUCAAGAAGCCGCAGCCAUUGGUUUCGAGCAAGCCGACAAGAAUGGUUUCUGGGAUGAGACCAUCAAGGAGAUGAAGGCCAAGGUCGACCGCCUCAACGAGGUAUUUGAGGAACUCAACCUACCCGUGACAUACCCCGAGGGCGGCUACUUCCUGCUCGUCAACAUGGCCAAGGUCAAACUACCGGAGGAUUACCCCUUUCCUCCGCACGUCGCAAGCCGGCCUCGAGAUUUCAAGCUGGCGUGGUUCCUCAUCCAGGAGAUUGGUGUUGCGGCUAUUCCUCCUACAGAGUUUUAUACUCCGAACAAUGCGCACUUGGCGGAGGAUUACAUCCGAUUUGCUGUGUGUAAGAAUGAUGAUGUCUUGGAGCAAGCUAAGGAGAGGCUAAGGGGGUUGAAGAAGUACAUUCAAGAAUAA